This is a messenger RNA of Episyrphus balteatus (marmalade hoverfly), 1503 nucleotides long. RefSeq lists its product as uncharacterized. NCBI's taxonomy places the organism in Eukaryota, Metazoa, Arthropoda, Insecta, Diptera, Syrphidae. Gene Ontology annotation, biological process: glutathione metabolic process. The record is from RefSeq and is a predicted model, not a curated record. The coding region runs from base 77 to 1471 and encodes 464 amino acids. The transcript has 7 exons. Gene Ontology annotation, molecular function: glutathione transferase activity.
UUUCAUAUCUUAGAUUAGUUUCAUUCAAUCGCUUGAACUUGAACGUUGAAUAUUUGGUAAAAAAUUGUAAAUCAACAUGGGAAAGAUAGUUUUAUACGGUCUUGAAGCGAGCCCUCCGGUUAGGGCCGUUUUACUAACCUUAAACGCCCUCAAUUUGGAUUAUGAAUUCAAAAUCGUUGACUUAUUAAAUGGGGAGAAUAGAAGUGAAGAAUACGAUAAGAAAAAUCCCCAACAUACUGUACCAGUUUUGGAAGAUGAUGGACACUCCCUUUGGGACAGUCAUGCUAUUAUAGCAUAUUUAGUGAGUAAAUAUGGGAAAAAUGAUGCUUUGUAUCCCAAGGAUUUGUUAAAACGUGCUGUAGUUGAUCAGCGUUUACAUUUUGAUUCUGGAAAUUUAUUUGCCUGCAUGAGGAAUAUAACAGCUCCAUUGUUUUUCAAGAACAUUACUGACAUCCCCCAGGAAAAAAUCGAUGUUCUGUAUGAGGGUUUGGAUUUCUUGGAGAACUUUUUGGUACAUGACUACAUAGCUGGAGAUACUAUGACCAUAGCUGAUUUUAGUAUUGUCUCUACUGUAACCACAUUCGAAGCAGUUGCUCCAAUUGACCCGGCAAGAACUCCAAAAUUGGUUGCUUGGAUUAAAAGGAUGGAAAAGUUACCAUACUAUGAGAAAGCCAAUGGCAGGGGUGCUGCUAUUUGUACUCAAAUGUUGAAAGCAAAAUUGGCGUCAAAAUUGCAAACUGUUGUUCUUCUUAAUAAGUUACAAAUAUUUUUAUUAUAUUUAAUAAAUAUCGAACUCGAAAUGACAAAACCUACUUUGUAUUAUGCACUGUUUAGUCCUCCAGCAAGGGCUUGCAUUAUAACUGCUAAACUGAUUGGACUUGAUGUUGAUUUAAAAUUUGUUGAUUUCGCUAAGAAAGAACAUUUGAGUGAAGAAUUUAUCAAGUUAAACCCACAGCAUCAGAUACCGGUUUUGAUUGAUGAAGGUGAACCUUAUUGGGAUAGUCAUGCAAUUAUGGCAUACAUCGUAUCGAAAUAUGCCAAAAGUAAUAGUCUUUAUCCCAAGGAUUUGUCUAAACGUGCACGAGUAGACCAACGGAUGCAUUAUGAGAAUGGAGUGCUAUUUCAAGUGAUAAAGGAUUUGGUGGCUCGUGUAAUUUAUGGAGGCGAAAAGGAAUAUAAUGAAAAGACUAUUCAAAAUUGUCACACUGCAUAUGAGUUUUUGGAAAAAUUUCUUGAAAAUCAAAAUUAUGUAGUUGGAUCUGAAUUGACCAUUGCGGAUGUAUCGAUUAAUACAACUCUUAUUACUCUACAUAGAAUAAUUCCUGUUGAGAAGGAGAAAUAUCCCAAUAUUGUUGCAUGGAUGGAACGUUUAAAGUCUCUUCCAGAUAAUGAUGAAAUCAAUGAAAAAGGUGCUGAACAACUGGCCAUACGCAUUAGUUCUUGUCUGGCUGAUAACAAGUCUAAAGCUUAGUUUUGCAUAUUAUAUACUUAAAAUAUAUUAAA